GACAAGGGGGAUAGAAAGAAUACCAGAACCCGCCCCUUUUUCUCUCCAUUCUGAUAUUUUGGUACUCAAUUAGAAACAUUUCUUAACGACAAACAUUUAUAUUAAAUUAUGUAAUGUGCUCGUUCACUGGUCACUAAUAUUUUUCUCCUGGUGGCCAAUUAAAGUGUCAAUCCCCACUCGCAAGACGUUAAUCACCUUCUUCGCUUCAUAACUUAGCAGCCUUUUACUUUUUUUAUUAUUAACUUUUUCCAUCAAUCGUCAUCUUGGUUGCUGGUCUCUCGUAGCAGUCAGUACACGCUAAAUUUGGCCGUCUGUUCAGCUAAGUUUCUUUCCCAUACUGAGUAGUGAGUAGUAUGCUAGUUCUACUAUAAUCUCUCACUGCAGUCUUCUGCUUAUUAUCCACUGAAAACGAAGGAAGCAAAGCAAUAAUGGUGACUCAUAAAUGCUACUAUUUUCUUUUCCUCUCGUUGGCUUUUCCACUUCUCAUGGAUGUAGCCAAAGCCCAGAUGCCAGGUUUUUUAAGUUUGGACUGCGGAGGCAAAGGUAACUUCACAGAUGAACUUGGUCUCCUGUGGACUCCUGAUGGUCAGAUGAUCAGCGGAGGAAGAGCUAAUAUAUCUGUUGCAAAUGAGCAAAGAACUCAAUAUAUGACUUUGAGAUAUUUUCCUGCGGAUAACAGAAAGUAUUGUUACACACUUAAUGUUAUGAGUAGGACCAGAUACCUUUUAAGAGCAAGCUUCUUGUAUGGAAACUUUGACCACAACAACGUGUAUCCAAAGUUUGAUAUUUCACUAGGGGCUACACGCUGGGCUACGGUGGUUAUUUCAGAUGCUAGCACUAUAGAAUAUCAAGAGUUAAUAUUUCUUGCUACUGAACCCACCAUUAGCGUCUGUUUGUCUAAUGCUACCACUGGGCAGCCAUUUAUUUCGACCCUUGAGCUCCGACAAUUUAAUGGUUCAAUUUAUAUGACCCAAUUUGAGAACGAGUUCUUUUUAAGUGUUUCUGCAAGAAUAAAUUUUGGUGCUGAUGGUGAUACUCCAAUCAGGUAUCCUCAUGAUCCAUUUGACAGGAUAUGGGAAUCUGAUACUGUGCGAAAAGCCAACUAUCUAGUUGAUGUUGCACCUGGUACUGAAAAGGUAUCUACUCGAAUGCCAAUUUAUGUUAGCUCUGGUGAAAGACCACCUGAGAAAGUGAUGCAGACAGCUGUAGUUGGAAGAAAUGGGUCACUCACAUAUCGGUUGAAUCUGGACGGUUUUCCUGGUUUUGGAUGGGCAUUCACCUAUUUUGCAGAAAUUGAAGAUUUGGCUCCAACUGCUACCAGAAAAUUCAGGCUAGUGUUACCUGGAAAUCCUGAUCUCAGCAAGGCUAUUGUCAAUAUUGAAGAGAAUGCCUCGGGGAAAUAUCGUUUAUAUGAACCUGGAUACUUCAACAUAUCGCUUCCCUUUGUCUUAUCAUUCAGAUUUGGAAAGACGUCCGAUUCUACAAUGGGGCCCCUCCUGAAUGCAUUAGAAAUAAAUAAGUAUCUGAAGAAAAGCGAUGGCUCUUUGGAUGGACAACUUGUUGCUGGUAUAAUCUCAGCUUACUCUACUGCUGAUUGGGCACAAGAAGGUGGUGACCCAUGCUUACCGACCACAUGGUCCUGGAUCCAAUGUAACACAGAUCCUCAGCCUAAAAUAACAUCCAUCAAAUUGUCGAGGAAGAACUUGACUGGAAUUAUCCCUUUAGAGUUAACAAAAUUGAGCGGCUUAGUUGAAUUAUGGCUUGAUGGAAAUUCAUUUUCUGGUACAAUUCCUGAUUUUUCUGGAUGCCCAAACUUGAAGACAAUACAUCUUGAGAACAAUCAGUUGACUGGAGGGCUGCCUUCCUCCUUGGGAGGUUUACCGAAUUUAAGAGAACUGUAUGUGCAGGACAAUGAGUUAUCUGGGACUAUCCCGUCAAAUCUUCUGAACAGGGGUCUGAUCUUAAACUAUACUGGGAACAUUGGUCUUCAUAAAGGAGGCAGUGCAGGAAAUCAUAAGAAAAUCAUUAUUGGAUCAUCAGUUGGUGCUGCAGCACUGCUGCUCGCCACUAUUAUCUCUUGCUUAUUGAUGCAGAAAGGAAAUAAAAAAUGCAAAUAUAAAGAACAUCAGCCCUUUUGCGGACCUGGAGCUGACAUAAAUGAUGUUCCCAGUAAUUCAACUAAUUCAAACAAGCAUUGUCCUAUUCAAGCAUGUCCUAUAGACAAUUACUUUGAAUAUGUUCCGGAAUCACCUGUCCCAUGCUUUUGUGCAUCUCCUCUGAGAAUUGGAUAUCGGCUAAAGAGUCCUAGCUUCUGUUACUUCCGUCCAUAUGACUUUCCCGUGGCUAGUGCUGAUCGCUCAGGUUAUUUUAACACAAGUGAGAUUCUUCGAAUCAGGGACAUAUUCACAUCUUGGAAAUUUCAUGGAAAUGAUUUUUUUGGACCUUAUGAACUUCUCAACUUCACUCUUCUGGGACAUUAUUCAUAUGUGAAUUCUGAAACCAGCGGUAAUAGCAUGAGCAAGGGUAUUUUGGUUGCAAUUGUGCUUGCUGCAGUUGUCGUUGCAGUUAGCAUCUCAGCAACUAUUACAGUUUUUGUCACUAAAAGACACAAAAGAUACCAGCUUGCACCAUCAAGGAGACGUUUAUCCUCUAAGCUUUCUAUAAAAAUAGAAGACGUUAAAAGCUUCACCUUUGAAGAACUGGCACUGGCAACAAACCAUUUCAGUAGCUCAACUCAAGUUGGCCAAGGAGGUUAUGGGACAGUUCAUAGAGGUACUUUAGCGGAUAAUACUAUUGUAGCCGUCAAGCGUGCAAAAGAAGGAUCAUUACAGGGUCAGAAGGAAUUCUUAACAGAGAUUGAAUUGUUAUCGAGGUUGCAUCACCGGAAUCUUGUUUCACUGCUUGGGUACUGUGAUGAAGAAGGGGAGCAGAUGCUUGUUUAUGAGUUCAUGCCAAAUGGAACAUUGCAGGACUGGCUUUCUGCAAAAACUGGGAAAACGCUAAAUUUUGGAGCUAGAUUACAUAUUGCAUUAGGUGCAGCUAAGGGAAUCCUUUACCUUCAUACUGAAGCUAAUCCGCCCAUAUUCCACAGAGAUGUUAAAGCCAGCAACAUUCUUCUUGACUCUAAGCUCACAGCUAAAGUUGCUGAUUUUGGACUUUCACGACUUGCACCGGUAGUGGAUGAUGAAGGGGCUUUGCCAGAAUAUGUUUCAACAUUUGUCAAGGGAACACCUGGUUACCUUGAUCCUGAAUAUUUCUUGACACGUAAGCUGACAGAUAAGAGUGAUGUUUAUAGCCUUGGAGUUGUAGCCUCACUUGAUUUGGCGGUAUUCGAGAACUGCGCAUUUGGUGGGUGGUGGUGCUCAGAUUUUCGUGCAGCAGAUAAUGACUGGGUGGUGACUGAAGACUGA
Messenger RNA from Coffea arabica (coffee), 3410 nucleotides. Lineage: Eukaryota; Viridiplantae; Streptophyta; Magnoliopsida; Gentianales; Rubiaceae. The record is from RefSeq and is a predicted model, not a curated record.